CAGAGAGAUCACAAGUAGAUGUAGGGUUUGGUAUUAACAACCUCAAUCUCUCUUCUUUUAUAAAAUUAAAUAUACUAAUUUUAGUCUAUCUGGUAUACCUAUUUAACUUGAAGUAGCAAAGCAUGGCUGCUAAAGAAACUCAACUCUACACAAAGAUCUCUAAGAAGUUUAAGGACCAAAUGACCUUCCCUUUUUUGGAAGCACUUCUGGCUAUGGGGUUCCCAGCACAUACUGCACAAAAAGCAUUGGCAGCCACAGGAAGAAGGACAAUAGAAGAGGCAUCAGAAUGGUUGCAUUUUCAUUACAAUGAUCCUUCUUUAGAUGAUCCAAUCCCUCAAGAAUAUGCCCUCUACCUGUGCCCCACUGGACCUCUAUUAGAAAACCUACAGGAAUUUUGGAGAGAAAGCAAACGUCAGUGUGGCAAAAAUAGAGCACAUGAAAUUUUCCCCCAUGUGACACUCUGUGACUUCUUCACGUGUGAAGACCAGAAAGUGGAAUAUCUCUAUGAGGCCCUGAAGAGAGCUGGUGACAAGAUUUUGAAUUCCUUCCCUUCUACUAUCCCUUUAAAUCUCCAUUCUUCUAUCAGUUACCUUGGAUUCUUCAUUAGUGAUAGUUCUGCAGAUGUUAUUCGAGAAUUUGCCAUGAGUUUUGCAACGGAAGCAUCUAUAUUGGCAGAUUGCACUGUAAAGCCAUGUACUAAACAACUCCAUCUUACUCUUGCUCAUAAAUUUUAUCCCCAUCAUCAAAAGACUCUGGAACAAUUGGCAAAAUCCAUUGAUCAAAUAUACAAUUGUCAAUGGACUGCAGCUCUGUAUUCUAGGGAUAUGCGCUUUGUGCAUUACCAGACACUGAGAGCACUAUUCCAGUAUAAGCCUCAAAACAUGGAUGAGUUGAUGCUUACUGCAGGUGAAUACAUCUUUGUUGAUCGAACCCAACAAGCUGAAGCCAGUGAAGGUUGGGUUAUUGGGAUCUCCCACCGAACAGGCUGCAGGGGCUUUGUGCCUGAGAAUUACACAGAGAGAGCCAAUGAGUCUGAUACUUGGGUUAAACACAGAACUUAUACAUUUAGUCUUGCCUUUGGACUGGACUCCAAGGAAAGUGACCACAAUACUACAAUGAACUAUAAAUCCCAUCAUUCAUUAAUGACUACAAAGGCAAGCAAAAUACAAACUUUUCAGGCACUGACACAUAGGAGAAGUCUUUUGGUGGUACGUCAUGGGGAAAGAGUAGAUCAAAUUUUUGGAAAGGCUUGGUUGCAGCAAUGUUCAACUGUAGAUGGAAAAUACUAUAGACCAGAUAUGAACUUCCCUUCUAAUCUUCCAGAAAGGAAGAAAGGACUCAAAAAUUUUGAAAAUGAUCCACCUUUAUCCUCUUGUGGUAUUUUCCAGUCCAGACUUACAGGAGAAGCUCUAUUAGAUAGUGGCAUCAAAAUUAGCUAUAUGUACUGUUCACCAGCACUGCGAUGUAUACAGACAGCAAAACACAUCCUAGAAGAACUCAAACAGGAGAAAUCAUUGAAAAUAAGAGUGGAACCUGGACUCUUUGAAUGGACCAAGUGGGAAAUAGGUGAAACAAUACCUUCCCUCAUGACACUGACUGAACUAACCAAAGCAAAUUAUAAUGUUGAUGUUGAUUACAGAUCUGAAUUCCCACUUUCCUCCCUGAUGCCAUCAGAAAGUUAUGAUGAUUAUGUAAAAAGGUGUUCUAUGACUGUGAAGCAAAUUGUUGCUGCUUGCCCAGGUGGUAUAAUUUCAAUUGUAAGCCAUGGCUCAGCUCUGGACUCCUGCACUCGACCUUUACUUGACCUCCCACCCAGAGACAUCAGUGAUUUUGCCCAACUAGUCAGAAAGAUCCCUUCACUUGGCAUGUGUUUCUGUGAAGAAGUGGAAGAGAAUAAAUGGCAGCUGAACAACCCACCAGUUAAAACACUAACCCAUGGGUCAAAUUCAGCAUUUAACUGGAGAAAGUGGAUACAGGAUUGUUAAAAGCUUUCCAUUAUUAAUGUAAUGAAAUGUAAUAAAUAAGAAAUAUUUCCUUGUGACAGCACCUUAUGGAACUACAAAAUAUUAUGAUUGUGAAGUUUUCUUUUUUGUUCUCUUGGCAUGAAUUUAUAAUUAAAAUUUACAUUUUUAGAUUG
Molecule: messenger RNA, 2137 nt
Organism: Antechinus flavipes (yellow-footed antechinus)
Lineage: Eukaryota; Metazoa; Chordata; Mammalia; Dasyuromorphia; Dasyuridae
Gene: UBASH3A
Product: ubiquitin associated and SH3 domain containing A
Exons: 14
Coding region: 123-1985 (620 amino acids)
Biological process (GO): negative regulation of T cell receptor signaling pathway
Cellular component (GO): cytoplasm
Molecular function (GO): protein binding
Source: RefSeq, a predicted model, not a curated record